CUUUUUACCUCAAAGUCACGUGACGUUCUGAAGUUGGAUAUAAACAGCGGGCACUUCGUGUUCUCCCACGAUAUAGUUUGAGACACUGAAAUAUUCGACAGUAACGUUAGAAGAUGGCAGGCAAGCCAAUAAAAUGUCGAGCUGCUGUAGCAUGGGAAGCAGGAAAACCGCUCUCCAUAGAAACCAUAGAGGUAGCGCCACCUAAAAGUAAAGAAGUUCGAGUGAAGAUUGAGGCUACGGGAGUCUGUCACACAGAUCUCCACAUGAAAAAUGGAGUUGAUCCAGGUGUCACUGCCGCUAAAGCCAAUUUCCCCUGUAUCCUUGGUCAUGAAGGUGCUGGAGUAGUGGAGAGUGUCGGGAACGAAGUCACAAAAGUGAAGCCGGGUGAUCAUGUUAUUCCUUUGUGGUUGCCAGAAUGUGGCGAGUGUCCCACGUGUCGACGACCUGACAGCAACAUAUGCUCUCAGCUCAGUGACUCCCAAGCACGAGGAGUGAUGCCUGACGGUACCACACGGUUCAGUUGUAAAGGGAAACAAAUUCACCAUUUCAUGGGUACCAGUACUUUUUCUGAGUACACAGUUUUACCUGAUAUCGCCGUGGUCAAGGUUAACCCCAAGGCUGCAAUGACAGACAUAUGCCUUAUUGGUUGUGGUUUUACCACGGGCUACGGUGCUGCAGCCAACUCUGCAAAGGUAAAACCCGGGUCGACCACAGCCGUUUGGGGCUUGGGUGGUGUAGGACUGUCUGCUAUUGUAGGAUGUAAAGACAGUGGAGCCAGCCGCAUAAUUGGAAUUGACUUGAACCCUGACAAGUUUGAGAAAGCUAAACAUUUUGGCUGUACAGAAUGCUUGAAUCCAGCAGAUUUUGACCGACCUAUUGAAGAGGUUUUACAUGAAAUGACUGGAGGUGGCGUUGAUUUUACAUUUGAAUGUAUUGGAAACGUAAAAACGAUGAGAUCAGCCUUUGAAGCGAGCCAUCCUGUUUGGGGAGUUACCAUGAUUGUCGGAGUCGCAACUGCUGACGACCAGUUGGUUUUCCCGCCUUACAAGCUGUUGCUAGGCAGGACCUUGAAGGGAAGUUUCUUUGGAGGAUACAAAAGUAAUGUGGGGAUCCCCCAACUCGUAGAUAGCUACUUGGAAGGAAGACUCCCCGUAGCGGAAUUAAUCACACACACCAUGGCCUUUGAAGAAAUCAAUAAAGCUUUCGAUUUGAUGAUCGAGGGGAAAUCGAUUCGCAGUGUUGUCAAGUUCAACUAGAACAAGGCAACUUAUGGUCUUCUCCUUGCAGUAUUCUUCGUUACCAAUACAUAUAUACAGAACUUUGUUCAUUAAAGUACUUUCUUUUAGCAUCAAUUUGCAGCCUUUUCAAAUGAUUUUUCUCUGUAGUUUCUUCAAAGUUCUGAAAUAAAUUUGAUCUAGAAAACUUUAAA
This is a messenger RNA of Limulus polyphemus (Atlantic horseshoe crab), 1429 nucleotides long. Its product is annotated as alcohol dehydrogenase class-3-like. Gene Ontology annotation, cellular component: cytosol. Lineage: Eukaryota; Metazoa; Arthropoda; Merostomata; Xiphosura; Limulidae. Gene Ontology annotation, biological process: formaldehyde catabolic process. Bases 114 to 1256 code for a protein of 380 amino acids. The transcript has 10 exons. The record is from RefSeq and is a predicted model, not a curated record. Gene Ontology annotation, molecular function: zinc ion binding; S-(hydroxymethyl)glutathione dehydrogenase [NAD(P)+] activity.